Molecule: messenger RNA, 803 nt
Organism: Meleagris gallopavo (turkey)
Lineage: Eukaryota; Metazoa; Chordata; Aves; Galliformes; Phasianidae
Source: RefSeq, a predicted model, not a curated record
AAUCCUUCCCAUACAACAAAAAUGGAUUCAAAGUAGGGAUGAAGCUGGAGGGUGUGGAUCCUGAGCACCAGUCAAUCUACUGUGUUCUCACUGUGGCUGAGGUUUGUGGCUAUAGAAUACGACUUCACUUUGAUGGAUACCCAGACUGUUACGACUUCUGGGUGAAUGCUGAUUCUUCAGACAUUCAUCCUGUUGGAUGGUGUGAAAAAACAGGUCACAAGCUUCAUCCUCCCAAAGGAUAUAAAGAAGAAGAAUUCAACUGGCCUUCAUACCUAAAGGCGUGCAAGGCUCAAGCUGCUCCUAAAUCUCUGUUUGAAAACCAGAAUGCAACAGUGAUUCCAUCGGGAUUUCGAGUAGGGAUGAAGCUGGAAGCCGUAGACAAAAAGAACCCUACAUUCGUUUGUGUUGCUACGGUAACAGACAUGGUGGACAAUCGUUUUCUGGUUCAUUUUGACAACUGGGAUGAGAGUUACGACUACUGGUGUGAGGCAGCUAGCCCACAUAUUCAUCCUGUUGGGUGGUGUAAAGAACAUAAAAGAACUCUUAUCACCCCACCAGACUACCCACAUGCUAAGCAUUUUUCUUGGGAGAAGUAUUUGGAAGAAACCAGCUCAUUACCUGCACCUGCAAGGGCUUUUAAAGUGAAACCUUCUCAUGGCUUCCAGAAAAACAUGAAACUUGAAGUGGUCGACAAGAGAAAUCCAGUAUUUAUCAGAGUAGCAACUAUUGUAGAUACUGAUGACUAUAGAAUAAAAGUAAGUUUCUCUAUCUUACAGUACCACCUCACUUCAGUUCCUAAUUAG